This is a messenger RNA of Paramuricea clavata, 2266 nucleotides long. The record is from the annotation of a GenBank genome assembly. NCBI's taxonomy places the organism in Eukaryota, Metazoa, Cnidaria, Anthozoa, Malacalcyonacea, Plexauridae.
AUGAACGAAGACGCCCGACCAGGAACCGCAAGUCAGACUGCAAGUAAACGGAGUUCUAAUGCAAAAGGGCUCAAAGUACCGGAAACAAAUCAAAGUCAGAUCUCAAAUAUACUCGGACAGUAUGGCUAUGAUGUUGGAAAAGUAAUCGGACAAGGGUCUUAUGCUGUUGUUCGGAAGGCUCAUUCGAAGAAAAAAUCCAAAGAUGUUGCAAUUAAGAUCAUCACAAAAAAGAAAGCACCAGAAGAUUUCCUCAGUAAAUUUCUUCCUAGGGAAAUCCGAGUUUUGAAAAAAAUUCGACACGCGAACGUGAUCAGUUUGAUCGAAGUAAUUGAAACGAAUACAAGGAUUUAUAUCAUUACCAAUAUUGCAGAAAAUGGGGAUCUCCUUGAACAUAUUCGAAGUAAAGGAGCGUUACCAGAACCGGAGGUAAAACGUAUGUUUGGACAGAUCAUUGAAGGUAUAAAUUACUGUCAUUCCUACGAUAUUGUUCACCGUGACUUAAAAUGUGAAAAUUUGCUUCUUGAUGCUUCAAAUUCAAUCAUCAUUUCUGACUUUGGCUUUGCUCGAGAUGGAAUGACUACUGUGACUGGUAAAAAGAAAUUGAGCCAUACAUUUUGUGGAUCUUAUGCAUAUGCGCCUCCAGAAAUUUUAAAAGGUAAGAUUUACCCCAAAUUUGUAACUAUAAUAAUACUGUAAUAUGGUUACAAGUUGAUGCAUUAUAUGUAUUUUAGAGCCAUGUUACAUUGAUUGUACGUUUAUGACUAUAAUAACAAAAGAUUCCUGCAUGAAAACACUUCCGGUCUGCAACUUAUUUUAUUUUACACUAUAGUUCACGAGCACAUACUAUAAACCUUCGACGAUAUAAGCCUUCUCGAAUACGUAACCCUAUGUAUGAGGGCUAUAUAACUUAUAAGUCCACCAUUGGUGAUCAAUCACCAACGUUCAGCCUUGGGGUACUCCGAAAAACCACUCAUGUAUAAGGAACCGGGACGAUUCGUUUAUUAAUAAAGCUCUUAUCGUGGCUUUGAUAAAAAUCCAAAAUGACGUUUCAAAGUUGAAUUAGCUUAGUUUAAUUCCAGUAACAGUAUAAAGUUCAUUCAAACGAUCUUCUAUCGUCAGGGAAAAAUUUCGUUAUUCAUCCCGGUUAGCCGGGCUGGACCGCCUCGUAGUAUGCAACAGCCUCUCAUAAGUCAUAACUGAAAAAAUGACUGAUGCUAUUUUUGUUAAUAACGAAUGUUUUACUACUUUUACAAAGGAAUGUUAUUCUUUUCAUUUAUUGUACAAUUAUCACUAACACAAACUUUCAUCCAUAUAUAAGCCUCCUGCAUGCGUAUGAUAAGCCCCUCCACGUAAAACUGUUCAUCAAGCAAUCUAGCAAUGCCUCGGUACCAGCGAAUAUUGGGUUUAUACCUCUGAAAUGUGGUUGGUUAAGUUGUAUAGAACUCUGUAAAACUAUAGGUAUUUUUCAAUCAUAAAAGCCUGGUAUAUACAUGUAUCAAGCAUUCGGGACUGAAAUCUGCACCCCGAUCAUAUAUUUCGCAAAGUUUCUAUACGUAUACCCUGGAUUUCCUACGAAUUCGCCUGCAGUGAAGGCGCCUUCAAACAUGAAAGGGACCAAACUAAGAGGUGGUGAAGUUGAACUGGGAAACAGGGAAAGUACGCACGUGUAGCUAGGGGAUCUGUAUAUUUUUGAGUUUCUGGGUCUUGAUUUUCUGCAUUUCUAGACCAUUGGGUAAUAUUUCAUCCGAUAAACAAUUAAACUUUUAAAACUGAAAAACGUUUAAAAUUCCCGUUGAAGAAUACAAGCUAAAAAAGAAAAAUAACUUAUCCUUUAAAAAGUUUUGGUCAUGCAUGGGACUUUUCUUCACUCAGUUAUUCUUCCCUUUUUUGCUUGUAUUUUUCAACGGUAAGGAAUCCAUGCCACUGGCCGAGAAGAUCAACUUGCAUGCCUGUGGUUUACUGGAAGAGCAUGCAAGGAUGCGUGGGAGAUUUGACAACCUCAGUAUGUAUGUUAAAAGAGGCAAUGCACGUUUUCGCCACUGCAUGAGUGAUUUAUAUCGGUAAAUAGUUUUUCUUCCUGGUGUUUAUUUUUAUUUUAUUUAUCUAAAUUCGUAAAUUUCAAGAUCAUGGUAAUGAACACAGAAAAUAUCUUUAAGUGAUUAUUAUAAGCUUUUUAACUAAUUCAACAAUUUAUAUGAUUGACGUAACUGUUUAUUGCACUUUCCCCGAAAGAAAAUACCGCAAAAAAUCACAGUAGUUCCAUUCA